AUGAUAGAGUUUUCUAGCAUAGUUGAUGAUAUUGCUAAGACAACCCUAAUACGUGACCGCUAUCAUAUUGGCUCGAUAGAGGAAUUACGUCUGCUAUGUGGAUUAUCCUCAUUUAGUCUAUUAUUACAUGUUACCAAGAAGUAUCUGAUCGCUCCUGUUAUAGCUGUGGGUGGUAGCAUGCUACCUACAAUGGAUUCGUCACGAAGCUUCUAUCUUUUUGAAACAAUCUCACCUCGAUUUGGUAAAAUUGCUCGCGGUGAUAUUGUAUGUUUACGCUCUCCUACAAACCCUAGAGAGAGCUACGUAAAGCGCGUGAUUGGAUUAGAGGGUGAUAGCAUUACAUAUGUUGCUGAUCGUGGAAACGGUUAUAAGCAUGAAGCAGUUCUGGUUCCAAAGGGUCAUGUUUGGGUAGAGGGUGAUAACAAACUUAAUAGCUACGACUCUAGAAGUUUCGGUCCAAUUCCUUAUGGCCUUCUUAAGAGUAAGAUAUUCUGGAUGGUAUGGCCGUGUAAAGAUUUUGGAUCGUUAAGGAAUAAAUGA
Molecule: messenger RNA, 540 nt
Organism: Medicago truncatula (barrel medic)
Lineage: Eukaryota; Viridiplantae; Streptophyta; Magnoliopsida; Fabales; Fabaceae
Product: mitochondrial inner membrane protease subunit 1
Exons: 5
Coding region: 1-540 (179 amino acids)
Cellular component (GO): membrane; mitochondrial inner membrane peptidase complex
Molecular function (GO): serine-type endopeptidase activity
Source: RefSeq, a predicted model, not a curated record